Molecule: messenger RNA, 5380 nt
Organism: Lepisosteus oculatus (spotted gar)
Lineage: Eukaryota; Metazoa; Chordata; Actinopteri; Semionotiformes; Lepisosteidae
Source: RefSeq, a predicted model, not a curated record
UGGAAGUAGUUCCGGGUGCUCGAGCGAGCGAGCGGGUUCCCGGAUGUUCGCUGCUGAGUGGAAGCAGACGGGAGAAGGUGGAGGAGCCCAGGGACGACACUGACCCACACACCGGCCGGGGCGACGCGGGUAUAGCCCGGGACAGGCACCGAAAGCGACAGCGCCCGGGGGGGGGAAAGGAGUCCAACCCCCUGGGGGAAGAAGCAGCGGUGGAAGGGGUGGGGGCAUUGUUGUUCCCGCACAGACCUGGACCGGUCCAACACCACCUACCCGGGACUGCCGUUGGCAUAGGCACCCAGGAGCAGCAGCAGCAGCAGCGGCCAGCACACUGUGACUCGGGGGCGCCCUCUCCUCUCGCUCGCUCUCCCUCGCCCUGUGGAGCACCUCGCCGGGCGCAGCCAUGACGUCGGAGCUGGAGAGCAGUCUCACCUCCAUGGACUGGCUGCCGCAGCUCACCAUGAGGGCGGCCAUCCAGAAGGCGGACGCGGCGCAGAACGCCCACGGGCCGGGCAUGGCCAAGAAGGGCGCCUUGCUGGACCCCAACACCACCCUGGACCAGGAGGAGGUGCAGCAGCACAAGGACGGCAAGCCGCCCUACAGCUACGCCAGCCUCAUCACCUUUGCCAUCAACAGCUCUCCAAAGAAGAAAAUGACUCUGAGCGAGAUCUACCAGUGGAUCUGUGACAAUUUCCCUUACUACAGAGAGGCUGGCAGCGGGUGGAAGAACUCAAUUCGGCACAAUCUGUCCCUGAACAAGUGUUUCCUCAAAGUGCCUCGCUCUAAAGAUGACCCAGGGAAGGGGUCCUACUGGGCAAUCGACACGAAUCCAAAGGAGGACACACUGCCCACCCGGCCAAAGAAGAGGCCACGAUCUGGAGAGCGGGUNUCCACGCCAUACAGCCUGGACUCGGAUUCCUUGGGAAUGGACUGCAUCAUCUCUGGAAGUGCCUCUCCGACUCUGGCAAUCAACACUGUGACUAACAAGGUAGCAUUGUACAACACAGACCAGGAUGGGAGUGACAGUCCCCGAAGCAGCCUUAACAACAGCCUCUCUGACCAGAGCCUGGCGUCGGUCAACUUGAACAGCGUGGGCAGCGUGCACAGCUACACCCCGGUUACCAGCCAUCCCGAACCUGUGUCCCAGUCCAUGAGUCUCCAGCAGCAGCCCCCCCAGCCCCAGUACAGCAUGUCAGAGCGGGAAAAGCAGAUCCUCUUCCCCGACUACAACUUUGAAGAUCUCAGUGCCUCCUUCCGCAGCCUUUACAAGGUCGUCUUUGAGCAGCCGUUGAGCCAGCAGGGUCUGAUGAGCAUGUCCUCGGAGUCGACGCAGCAGACCCACACCUCUUGUUCCUACCAGCACUCCCCCAGCAGUACCGUCAGCACCCACCCCCACAGUGGCCCGAACACCAUCACCAACAGUGCGGGGCAGGUGCCCCUUUCUCACCCCGCGCAGAUCCAGAACACCCACUCUGCCCACAGCUCACCACACGGGCAGCACCUCUCCCAGCACCCCCAGCACAGCCAGCAUCCCUCUCAGCACCCAGCGCACGGGCAGCACGGACAGCACCCUCAGCAGCACGGACAGCACCCCUCCCAGCACCCUCAGCACCCGUCCCAGCAUGCACAGCAGCAUGGGCAGCACCCGUCCCAGCAUGCACCGCAGCACGGGCAGCACCCGUCCCAGCAUCCACAGCAGCACACCCCGCACCCCUCCCAGCAUGCACAGCAGCAUGGGCAGCACCCUUCCCAGCAGCAGCAACAACAACAACAGCAACAGCAGCAACAGCAGCAGCAGCAUCAAAACCACCAGCACCAGUCCCUCUCACAUGCCCAGCAACAGAUGGCCUGCAGUACUGCUCUUUCCACAGACUGGUAUCCCAAUCUUGAUGCACUGAAGGAGAGCUGUCGGAUUGCCAGCAGUUACAACUGGGCAGAUGUGGAUCUCUCGCCCUUUCAAGGGUUAAAAGAGAGCAUGAGGCAGGCAGAUCUCAAUAACUGGUCUCUGGACCCUGCGCAGAUUGCUGACCUUUGCUCUUCAAUCAACCAGUUCUUCACCCGGACUGGGGUUAUCCCACCCCAGGGGGCGGUGCAGCCACCAGUGUGUCAUGGCACCAUGCACUCCAACAAGCCCAGCCAGCACAUCACCACAGGAAACCUGUACAUGGACUCCAGACAAAACAUGCCGGCGUCGAUGAUGGGGCCCCCAGGGUACCCCCACAUGCCCCCCAUGAGCAGCGCAGGCCCCACUAUGACAGGACAUCACGCCCCCAUGAACCAGCAGCACAUGAUCCCCACCGGGAACUUCCAGAUGCGUCGGCUGCCUCCUGACGACAUCCAGGACGAUUUUGACUGGGACUCCAUCGUGUAGGCCUUCCCCCUCCCCAGCGCCGACGGCAGGAGCAGGGAGGGGGAGGAGGAGGAGAGGCAGCUUGCCAGGCCGGGCUGUCCGAGCGCCGGAGAUGGAGACAAUCUCGACGGGAACCUUCGGAAGUACAGGUGUCACUGCGCCAAGAAAACUUCGGAGUCCUGAUCAUUUUAAAGGAAAAAAAAAAGUUACUUUGAAGACAAUCAUAUUUAGUAGGACAAGUUUAAAUUAUCGCUUUUUUCAUACUUGUCAUGGGACAAGUCAGUAGGUUUUUAUUUUGUCAAGACACACACCCCCCUCAUCUCCACCCAGCCCGCUCUGGACUCCCUUUCGCAGAGUCCUCGUAGUCCUCGACUGGGGUGAGAUCUGGGCAACUUUAUCGCCAAGUAUGCUUCUCGUAUCGACUGGUACAGGCCUCGGCCACCACUCGGACAAAUCCGUCACUUCGUUCUUCUCUCCAAUCCACGUGGGCUGCUUCCUGGCAGGGGACAGGAGGAGAGGCAGGGGCCUGGAGACUCGUGGUGUGCAGCUCCGGCCGGGUGACGAGAGGAGCUCGCUGAGGGGUCAGUCAGCCGGCCUGGUCCGUUCCCAGGUGAAAUUCCCAGCUCGUCCCUCAAGACAUGCUCAAAACGCCCAGCAUGCUGGCGCUAUCGAUUUAAUCGUCAGCUCCUUUCUUUAAGACUCCCGAUUCCCCUCCCCCGCGCAAAACAAAAACUUAACAGGAGUUAGAACUAAACGAUUUCUAAUUUGUUUAUUAUUGGAAAGAAGCGUACCUCCAUCGUGUUUGUCCUUCCCUAUUUAUUUGUAGUGCAUCGCAGUCACGCCACUCACAGCACUAGAAACCUUGUGGAAAAAAAACGUUUCUAGCAAUUUCAGACAGAGACGAAUACCUUCACGUUGUUUAUUUGUAUCCUAGGUAAAUGUGUCUGAAUGUCUGCAAGUACAAUCUCCCUCUUUGCACUUGAAACUCAUUAGUUUAAAGCACUGGGUUCAGAAAAGGCUUCCAUAUGUCUCAUUUCCUGACCUUCAGGAGCUGGGUUUUCUCUGUACUUGCUAAUGGGAAAACUACAUCCAGAAUCAAAGGGGCGAGGUUUAAUUAGCAAACAGCGGCGCCGAGAGGAAGGGUCUGUGUGAAGUGUCUACGAUAGUAAAGGCGCAGGGUUAGGUCCUGGAUCUGAGAACCUUUUGUCGAUCUGGAACUGAGCCGAGCUUUGUAAUUCUUUAAUUGCCAGUAACCUUGUCAUUUGUGAGGCUGGUAAUGUGUACGCCAGGGAUAAUUAAGCAGUGUUUUCAGACAAUGAGGUUCACAGUCACUUUCCCAUGUCCUUUGUUCACCUUUUCUUGGGGGGGCCGGAGAGGGAGCCUAUAGACAACUCGGCUAAGGGCCUUUCACACCCCAGGGUGCAACUUUUGAAUUUUGCGAGCGCAGGGUUGUUGACAAUCUGCUCGGCUCGGUUGCCAAGUGUCUGGUUUCACAGACAGAUUUCUCCCGGAGCUUCGAACGAGGCGAUGUAGCAGCGGCGCGCUUGGCCUGAGCCCCCACAGAGAUUCGGUGGGUUGUACCAGCCCCGGGUGGGGAGGGAGACCAGUGUGAGAGUGCUGCCUUGAUAAGGAAGGGUGGAAAGUGCAGACAUGGCACAGUGAAGACCCCAGUUUGGUCCUUCCUGCUGCAGUUGAAUCAGUGCCGAGAUUGUAGAUCGGAGCGCCCCCUAGUGGGCGUUUCCUUGUCCAAAGCUCUGCGAAUUCUUUACUGGCUGAUUGCAGUGAUGAGAUAUUUCCUUCAGUGGUUUAUUUAGUAUUCAAGCUGUACUUGCAAUCAGACUUCACAGCUAUUCUAAUCCCAAAACGGUUUGCUUCAGUGUUUUUUUAAUAUGAAAUGUACAGCUUUUUUAUUUUUUCUCUUGGCAAUUUUUUUUUAAAUCAGAAUGUUUAAACCCAUACAUUGAGACUAUCUGGCUCACUGUAUAUAUUAAAAUAGCUACUUCAAGAAAGUAUAAAGGGUUGUCUUGGCUGCUAGAAUGUUAAUUCCCAUCUUAAAAAAGAGACUCGUUUGGCAACGGGCGUUUUCAGUCUUUCCCUGACAGUUCAUUCUCAUCACUGUAGUUACUAAGGCGCAGGGCAGAUGGGGCGUCAGGGGUUGGAUUUAGCGGCAGUACCCAGCGCAAGGUCACUUUGGGGGACACGUGUGGAUGGUUUGGGAGACUCCCCGGCAGUGGUGAAGCCCCGAUUCCUGGAGACCCCAGUUCCUGAUCACUGAAUCACUGUGUGACCGUGGGGGCGACUCCAUGUGCCUUACUGUGCCCCCAGCUUUCCAUGUGGGCGCUUGCUGUGCUCGGCCCAGCAGUGCAGUUGAACUGUGGAGUCCCUCUGAUGAGGACGGGGAGGGGGGCGUGGCACGGUGUGUGUGUGUGUGUGUGAGUGAGUGUGAAAGAGCUGCACUGCCAGCCCAUCAGCCCUCGGUGCUCUCCCCUAGAUGAGCACAAUGCAAAAACUGUGAUGGGGAGGAGAGCCAAGGGAUCUGAGGUGUAUGUUGCUGAACUGCUACAAAAGCCAAACACUUUUUUUCUUUUCUGAGCCCCCAUCCAUGCUUACAGCUCCUUGUCAAGCAGAGAAGGACAGAAGCCCCAGCUGGAGGCUUUAAGGCGAGAGAGAAGCAGAGGUGGCCGGCCCUAGUGAUCGGUGCCGGUCCUCGCUAAUACUGCGGCCGCCCAGCCCUCUUCCCCUCCUUCCAGCGGUCCCUCCUCGGUGGGGGGCCGGGGGGGGGAGGGGGUCCUGUGUGGGGACUGCACCCGGACCCAGGCCAGCCUGAGAACAGCUGGGCUCUGCCGCUGCCCACUCCUGGCAGAACCACACAGGUGUGCCCACCGACACGCGGGGGCACUGCCCUGGCGGACUGCCCGCAGUCACACCUCAUCGCCGGCCUCAGCCUUGCUGUUCUCUUGUUUUCCGUGCUGCUUUUUAUUCGUGUUCUGUGUUUUUUUUUUUUCCUGAAAUUAAAAAGGCAUCCAUAUUUGA